UCUACUGCUCACACCCCCGUUACCUCUCCUCUCUCUGUAUAUAUAUAGAGAGAGAGAGAGAGAGAGAGAGAGGCGAUGGAGUCGUCGCCGGAGAUUCCGAUCUCCGGCGAGGUGAAGGGCGAAGGUGCGGGGGAGGCGGCGGCGGCUAGAGGGGUGGUGGAGCGGCUCCGGGCGGCGGAGGACGCGGCGGAGAGGGUCGCGGCGGCGGCGGAGAUCCGGCGUCUGACGCGGACGUCGGCGAGGCACCGGCGGCGGCUCUCCGGCGCCAUCGAGGCCCUCGUCGAGAUGCUCCGCUCGGGGGUCGUCGGAUCCGGCGAGGCGGCGAUCCUCGCCCUCCUCAAUCUCGCCGUCAGGGACGAGAGGAACAAGAUUAAGAUUGUGAAAGCCGGAGCACUUGACCCGCUAAUUAGUUUCCUACGAUCGACAAAUUUAACUUUACAAGAGUAUGCGACCGCUGCUCUUCUAACACUUUCAGCUUCAUCAGUAAACAAGCCUACUCUGAGUGCUUCUGGUGCAAUCCAUCUCCUCAUCAAGAUCCUCAGAGAUGGAAACUCGCAAGCUAAAACUGAUGCUCUCAUGACUCUGUACAAUCUCUCCACAAUAACAGGGAACCUACACACCAUUUUAUCUCUUCAACCUCUCUCUCCUCUUAUAGAUAUAUUGAAGGGAUGCAAGAAAUCAUCCAAGACUGCCGAGAAGUGCUGUGCCCUUUUGGAAUGUUUACUUGAUUUCCAUGAAGGUAGGGUAGCUUUGAUUUCCGAGGAAGGCGGAGUACUUGCCAUUGUUGAAGUACUUGAAGAAGGCUCUCAACAGGGUAGAGAGCAUGCAUUAGGAGCUCUCCUGACAAUGUGUGAGAGUGAUCGAAAUAAGUACCGGGAAAUAAUUCUUAAAGAAGGGGUGAUUCCGGGUCUUCUUGAGCUUACUAUUCAAGGGACACCGAGGUCUCAAUCUAAAGCUCGAGUUCUUCUAGAAUUGUUAAGGAACACUACUUAUUCAAGAUCACAAUUUCGAGCGGAGAAAGUUGACAAGGUUGUAAGUGAUAUUGUGUCUCAAAUGGUCGGUGAGGAUCAGUCGGCAAAGGCAAAAAAGAUGCUAGCGGAGAUGGUGCAGGUUAGCAUGGAGCAGAGCUUGAGGCAUUUGCAGGAGAGGGCUCUUUGUGUGCGCACUCCGGCAAAUGAAACACCUGUUGGGUAAUUGCUCCUCAAAUGUCUCAUCAAAAUGACUAUUAGGUGUUGUUAUUUGUAAUUUAAAUUCUCUGCUGUAUGAAUAAUUUUACUCAUGCCAGUCCAGGCCACGACGGUAUCGAGCGACUGGUGAAAUGUUCAUACCUAGCUCUUCUUUUUGUUUCUGUCUGUGUGUGUGUGUGUUUUCACUUGUAUGUUUUUCUGCAACCUGUGUGAUCUAUCGUCUGUUGAUAGAAGAAUAAAAGUUCAGCUGCUUUGUGCAGAUAACUUGGCCUUUUA
Ananas comosus (pineapple) is the source of this 1463-nucleotide messenger RNA. RefSeq names its product U-box domain-containing protein 4-like. Gene Ontology annotation, cellular component: cytoplasm; nucleus. The transcript has 2 exons. NCBI's taxonomy places the organism in Eukaryota, Viridiplantae, Streptophyta, Magnoliopsida, Poales, Bromeliaceae. Bases 76 to 1194 code for a protein of 372 amino acids. Gene Ontology annotation, molecular function: protein binding. The record is from RefSeq and is a predicted model, not a curated record.